Polyodon spathula (Mississippi paddlefish) is the source of this 3779-nucleotide messenger RNA. Its product is annotated as F-box/LRR-repeat protein 4-like. Gene Ontology annotation, cellular component: SCF ubiquitin ligase complex. Gene Ontology annotation, molecular function: protein binding. Bases 147 to 2003 code for a protein of 618 amino acids. NCBI's taxonomy places the organism in Eukaryota, Metazoa, Chordata, Actinopteri, Acipenseriformes, Polyodontidae. Gene Ontology annotation, biological process: SCF-dependent proteasomal ubiquitin-dependent protein catabolic process. The record is from RefSeq and is a predicted model, not a curated record. The transcript has 8 exons.
GUUAGAGAUAAACAUAGAAACAGCUAAUGACAGCAUUGGUAGCGGUAGUACAGGGGAUCAAGGCGUUCGAGAAAUGGACAUGCAUGUGGUGUAAAGAGAAACCAAGGCUGCCUCUGCUGCUUUGAACAUACUCAAAUUAAAUACCAAUGUUUCCUAUGCUAACAGUUCUGAGCAUGUUUUACUAUAUCUGCCUACGGCGCCGGGCCAGGAUAGGGACAAGAGGAGAGAUCAUGAACAGUCGCCGAGCCAUUGAGUCCAACCAGCGAACACUACCUCUCGCUGUCGAAGUGGAACAGUAUGUCAAAGAAAUUGUCGACUUUAGUUCUCACUAUGGCAGCGAGAACAGCAUGUCUUACACCAUGUGGAACUUGGCUGGCAUGCCCAAUGUCUACCCUAGUUCUGGCGAUUUCACACAGACAGCAGUUUUUAGGAUGUACGGUAAAUGGUGGGAGCAGUGUGCCAGUGCGCCCCAGCCCUUUCGAAGAACACCGGAAAAGUUUCAGAGUCAGGACUAUGUAGAGCUGGCUUUUGAGGAGCCUGUUUACCCCACGUCCAUUGAUAUUCUUGAAACCUACCACCCUGGGGCUGUUAUUCGGAUCCUUGCCUGCUCACUCAACCCAUUCUCUCAGAAUCUACCAGCAGAAAUAAGAUGGGAGGUACUGUGGUUGGGAGAGCCGUCAAAAAUGGUCACACAUCAGGCUCGUCAGUUCUCACCGUGCAUCAAGCAAAUAAACUUCCCUACCAACCUAAUACGUUUAGAAGUGAACAGCUCGCUGCUGGAGUAUUACACUGAGCUGGAUGCUGUUGUUCUACGUGGAGUGAAGGAGAGGCCUUUACUGUCCCUGUACAAGAUGCCAGUGAUAGAUAUCAACGAUUUUAGUGACAGCGACGAAGAAAAGGAUGCUCAUGAAGCAGAAAGACUACGUAAGCAGUUUGGAGACACAGACAUUAAUGAACACACCAAUAAUGGAUACUUUGAUAAACUUCCCUACGAGUUGAUUCAGCUGCUUUUAGAUCAUCUCACUAUCCCAGACCUGUGCAGGUUGGCACAGACCUGUAAGCUGCUGUACCAGCACUGCUGCGACCCCCUGCAAUACAUCCAGCUGAGUUUACAGCCAUACUGGGCACGAGUGAAUGACGCCGCUCUCGACCACUUGCAGUCACGCUGCACCCUGAUUCAGAGACUCAAUCUGUCAUGGAGUGGAAACAGGGGAGCAAUCUCUGUACCCGGGUUCUGCAGGUUUUUGAAAGUGUGCGGUUCCCAGUUGGUGUGCCUUGAGUUGGCAUGCUGUCAUUUCCUGAACGAGGCCUGUCUGGAAGUUAUUGCUCAGAUGUGCCCGAACCUUCAGGAACUGAACCUCUCAUCCUGUGAUAGACUACAUCCUCAGGCUUUCAGCCACAUUUCCAAACUGGUGGGCUUGAGACGUCUCAUACUAUAUCGCACAAAAAUUGAGCAAACGGCUCUGCUCAGCAUUCUGACUUUUUGCACUGACCUUCGGCACCUUAACCUUGGCAGCUGUGUCAUGAUUGAGGAUUAUGAUGUAAUUGCAAGCAUGCUAAGUGCAAAGAGCAAAAAUCUAAAAUCCUUGGAUAUCUGGAGGUGUAAAAACAUUACAGAGAAAGGAAUCAGUGAGCUGGUAUCAGGGUGCCGGUUGCUUGAAGAGCUGGACCUCGGCUGGUGCUCCACACUGCAGAGUAGCACUGGCUGCUUCGUGCAUCUGGCUCGACACCUUCCAAAGUUGCGCAAGUUCUUUGUCACUGCAAACAGAACUGUGUGCGACACAGAUGUGGAGGAGCUGGCAGCCAACUGCCCAAACCUGCAACAUCUAGACCUUCUGGGAACUAGAAUGGUGAGCCCAGCAUCGUUGAGAAAGCUGCUUCAGUCAUGCAAGAAUCUCCUCCUGCUUGAUGUGUCCUUCUGUUCCCAGAUUGAUACCCGGGUGGUGCAGGAGCUGACUGUCCAGUUCCCCAAAGUGUCCAUCAAAAAAAGCUUUACCCAGUGACCUCCCUGACCCUGUAUUGACAUCUCAGGGGAUGGAGCAAAGUACCGUUUCAUAUGGGUGCGCUGAGAUCAACAUGCAAAUGUUUAAUGUGUAGCUCAUGUACUCAUGUGUACUAGAGGGCCCUAGUCACAAAACUUGGAGUUAUUUUUGUAAUGUUAUUGUAUAUCAAAACUCUUUCAGCACAAAGUAACUCUACAUUAACACUACCCCCAUGGUAACCAAUCAAAUGGAUCCAAGUUAGUAUAAUCAGUAAGUUUACUGAUAUGAAUGAUUUAAGUGAAGUUAUCCACCCUGUACUACUAUAAUGAUCUGCAAUUUUGAGUGGGGUUAUCUUUCAUACAUGAUUAAAGGUCUGCAUUGUUGAAAGAGUUAGACGUCAACAGCAGUUUAGAAGAGUUCAUGAAUUUCAAGCUAUAUUUUAUGUAUAAAAUCAUUCUUUAAAUAGUUCAUCGUAUGAAGCUUAGAAUGUGUCCCAUAAGCUCUACUAGACGAAUAUCCAGUAUGUUUAAUUUGCCCCUGAUAAAGGAGUUCUCAUAUAUAGGAUCCUGGUUCCUGGAAGUAGUAUAUUAAAAAUCUGUGCAAUACUGAUGUUUUCUAUCAAACAGGUUUGAUUUUCAUUCUUAAAUACCUAAAAGCAGACCAUAAAGAUAUUGAUGUAGGAUGAGUAUUUCGUUUGCCUAAAUCUGUUAAACAGAUAAUAGAAAAUUAGGUUAAGGUGGAACUCAGGGUUUCCUUUUUUUUCAUCUUUGCUUGGUUUUAUAAAAUAUGUUUUUGUGUAACACAUAUUUUAUUUUUUAACUCAAUAAGCAUGACUGCAGAAGAUAACAUUAAAUCUGACAUUUGCACUACACAUUAUUAAAGCCUAUAUACCUUUAGCUCUUUAAAAGCAAAAUACUUUACAAUAGUCAUCAGAUCAGAAAGCAGCAACAUUAUUAACAUUGAAAACUAAAAAAUAUUUUUCAUAGAUUCAAAAUAUAUCACAGUGGAAAACCAAAGAGUCUAUUCUUUUUUUUUUUUUUUUUUUUUUUCUGUGAUUCUGUAUGAUGGAUAUGUUAUGGUACAAGUUUGAAUCUGGUAAAUCUUAAGUUUUGCCGGUAACUGUCAACAUUUACCAAGCAAGCUGGUAAAUGCACGGAACUAUGAAUAAAUAUAUUGCUUUUUGGACAUUUACCGAUUAAUCUUAUGAUUUACCAAAGCUUAUUGAUAAAGGCGCUUGGUUAUUCUUGAAAUGUACCGAUGGUUGUCUACAGUAAAACGUUAUCAUGUUUAUUUUGGACAUUUACCAGUAAAUCUUGAGAUUUGCCAAUAUUCUGACUUACCAUAACAGAGACAUAUUUCACAUUCUUUGUGCCUUAUAAUAAUGAGGUCAUUUUUUGGGUUGCCCCUAUGAAUUGUACAAAGACUUGUCUUAGGUAAAAAGACUUCUCAUUUGAUUUUCUUGUGACAGGUCACUGUAUAUUUCUUUUAGAUAUGGAUUUUUUAACAAGUACAGGGGAACCCUACAUUCUGAAAGUGCUAUGUCAUGUCAAGAUAAGAUGGAAUUGUAAUUUCUGCAAGCAUACAAUAAUGUAGAAACUUGAUCUUGGAUUUACCAGAGUAGUUAAUUUUGAAAUGUUGCUUGUGCUACUUUUUAUUUUUGGGGCAAUGAUUUAUUUAUGAGAAAUCUAAAUGUAAUUGAAAUAAUUUUGACAACCCUGCAAUGACAAUUGGAUACAUAUUGGGAUUAAUUAAGUUUUAUCUCUUUCAGUUUUUAUUUUAUUUUACUUUUUAAUCAGA